AUGAGCAUCUCCGCAAGGUUGGCUUGCUGGGCGGCGACGAGGUGUGCUGCCAACAUAAGCAUAAGACCUGCUGCCGUGAGGUUUGCGCCGCGGCACACAACACCAGCAACCCUCCGAAGUCUCUUCUUCACAAAGGCGCAAUCAUGGCAGCAGAAUAAAAAGCAGCAGGAUGAGAAACCUGUUGGAACGCAACCUCCGACACCACAAGAUGUUACGCCCUCGCAGCCCGCCGAAGUGCUGCACGAAGACAUAUACACCGUACCCAACAUCCUGACCUUUACGCGUCUUGCCGCCGCCCCCGUCAUUGGAUACCUCGUUCUACACGACCAGCAUGCGUGGGCGGUUGGCCUCUUUGCAUACGCAGGUAUCACCGACUUGCUAGACGGAUGGAUCGCGCGACGCUGGGACAGCAAGACUGUCGUGGGCACGGUGAUCGACCCCAUGGCAGACAAGAUGCUCAUGACCAUCUUGACCAUCUGUCUUGCUGCCAAGGGUGCUUUGCCCAUCUGGUGCGCUGGCAUUAUUCUAGGCCGUGAUGUCGGUCUUGCCAUCUCUGCAAUCUACUACCGCUGGAUCUCCCUACCGCCUCCAAAAACAUUUGCUCGAUACUGGGACUUUUCACUUCCCUCGGCUGAAGUACGCCCCACGACCAUCAGCAAGUACAACACUUUCCUGCAGCUUGCCCUUGUCGGAGUCACCACUGCCGCACCUAUCCUGACCGCAGACUUGACCACUACCUUGACGGUCAUGCAAUACGUUGUCUCUGCUACCACCAUCUGGAGCGGAGCGAGCUACAUCUACACAAAGGACGCGGUUAAAAUUCUCAAUAAGGAAACGCCUAAAAAGCCAUAG
Molecule: messenger RNA, 852 nt
Organism: Fusarium pseudograminearum CS3096
Lineage: Eukaryota; Fungi; Ascomycota; Sordariomycetes; Hypocreales; Nectriaceae
Exons: 4
Coding region: 1-852 (283 amino acids)
Biological process (GO): cardiolipin biosynthetic process
Cellular component (GO): membrane; mitochondrion
Molecular function (GO): cardiolipin synthase activity
Source: RefSeq, a predicted model, not a curated record